AUGUUCGAUCUGAGAAACAAGACACAGUACAUUGGUGGCCAGAAGGAAACGUUCGUAAGGUUAGAUGAUUUGGAUUCACCAUUAUCAAGGUCUUCUGAUAUGGGUGGAAUGAAUAAAUGUGGAUUUAAUAUAGAGGGCAUUCCCCUCGCUGGCCAUAGAAAGAAGGCGGCAUCAAAAUCUUUCAGAAUAGGAUUUACAAGUGGGCCAAAUGAGCUAGUAAAAUUUGGUCAAACAUUAAGAACAGGAGUAGCCAAAGCUGUGUUCCCAGAGGAUCUUAAAGUUUCUGAGAAGAAAAUUUAUGACCCUCAAGACAGAUCCCUCCUCCUAUGGAAUAGGCUUUUUGUCAUAUCAUGUAUUCUUGGAGUAUCUAUGGAUCCUUUGUUCUUCUAUCUUCCUGUCUUCAAUAAAGAUGCACGUUGCCUUGGCAUGGAUAUCGACUUAGCAGUCACAGUGACGACCCUGAGGACAGUAAUUGAUUCCUUUUACCUUAUUCGCAUGGGGUUACAGUUUCGAACAGCUUAUAUUGCACCAUCUUCAAGAGUUUUUGGACGAGGUGAACUUGUGAUAGAUCCUGCACUCAUUGCUUCAAGAUAUUUAAGCCGUUAUUUCAUUGUCGAUCUUCUUUCUGUGCUUCCUCUACCACAGUUCGUGGUUUGGAUAUUUCUUAAUAGAGAAGGGGCAGAAGUACUUACCACAAAAGAGGCAUUGCAACAUAUUAUUCUCUUCCAAUAUAUUCCUAGGUUUGUGCGCUUUUUUCCUCUCAUUUCGGAGUUGAAGAAGACUGCUGGUGUUUUUGCUGAAAGUGCUUUAGCUGGUGCUGCAUAUUAUCUGCUGUGGUACUUACUUAUGAGCCAUAUAUUAGGGGCUUUGUGGUACUUACUAGGCAUAGAACGUAAUAUCGCAUGCUGGAAAAUGGUUUGUCAAAAAAGUGGGAAAUGUAAGCACAAAUUCUUGUACUGUGGCUACCCCGGAUCCAAAGCAUUUGACAACUGGAAGAGAAUCAGUCAGGCACUGCUUAGUAAGACAUGCAAUGCCAAUCCUGAGACUAAAAAGACUUUCAACUAUGGAAUCUUCUCGCAGGCUGUUUCAGUUAACCUUUAUACUUCUUAUGAUUUCAUCGCUAAAUUCUUCUAUUGUUUGUGGUGGGGGUUGCAAAAUCUGAGUACACUUGGUCAGGGGCUCAAAACCAGUACACAUACAGCGGAGGUUCUCUUUUCAAUAUCCAUAGGCAGGGGACUAAUCCUCUUUGCACUUCUGAUAGGAAACAUGCAAACCUACCUUCAAUCUCUUACCGUUCGUCUUGAGGAGAUGAGGAUCAAACGGCGUGACUCUGAGCAGUGGAUGCAUCAUCGCUGGCUUCCACAAGAUCUCAGGGAACGAGUUAGGCGCUAUGAUCAUUUCAAGUGGCUGGAAACACGAGGAGUAGAUGAAGAAAGCUUGGUCCAAAGUCUUCCCAAAGACCUUAGGAGGGAUAUCAAGCGUCAUCUCUGUUUGAGUUUGGUGAGACGGGUUCCACUGUUUACCAAUCUGGAUGAGCGGUUACUUGAUGCCAUAUGUGAAAGACUGAAGCCAAGUUUGUGCACAGAGAGAACAUGUGUGGUUCGGGAAGGUGACCCAGUUGACGAAAUGCUUUUAAUCAUUCGUGGAGAAUUGGAAAGUGUGACCACAGACGGUGGAAGGACUGGUUUUUACAACAGAGGUUUACUAAAGGAAGGAGACUUCUGCGGAGAGGAGCUUCUUACUUGGGCGCUAGACCCUAAGCCAUCGACCAACUUACCAUCAUCUACUCGGACAGUGAGGGCUUUAACCGAAGUAGAGGCUUUUGCCUUAAAAGCUGAAGAGAUAAAAUUUGUAGCUAGCCAAUUUAGGCGCCUGCAUAGUCGUCAGGUGCAGCAUACGUUCCGCUUCUACUCACAGCAAUGGAGAACCUGGGCUGCUUCCUUUAUCCAAGCGACAUGGCGCCGCCGAAAAGGGAGGAAGACGGCUGCUGAAAGCCAUGACAGAUAUGAUACAGCGAUGGCACCAGAAGAUGAACAAGUAGAAUUAAUCGAGCAACAUGAUGAAUCUGGAGAGAAUCCAUCGAGGCUACGCACCACAGUCUUGGCGUCUCGCUUUGCGGCUAAUGCUCGUCGACAGAAGCCAAGGCCUUCUAAUAAUAAUACAAGAUCCAUGGGGUUCAUGAUGCAGAAGCCCUCAGAGCCUGACUUUAAUGCAGAUUUAAAUUAG
Messenger RNA from Mangifera indica (mango), 2226 nucleotides. RefSeq names its product putative cyclic nucleotide-gated ion channel 7. NCBI's taxonomy places the organism in Eukaryota, Viridiplantae, Streptophyta, Magnoliopsida, Sapindales, Anacardiaceae. Gene Ontology annotation, cellular component: membrane. Gene Ontology annotation, molecular function: monoatomic ion channel activity. The record is from RefSeq and is a predicted model, not a curated record. Gene Ontology annotation, biological process: monoatomic ion transport; transmembrane transport.